This is a messenger RNA of Melospiza georgiana, 555 nucleotides long. RefSeq names its product putative small proline-rich protein 5. The transcript has a single exon. The coding region runs from base 1 to 291 and encodes 96 amino acids. The record is from RefSeq and is a predicted model, not a curated record. Lineage: Eukaryota; Metazoa; Chordata; Aves; Passeriformes; Passerellidae.
AUGUGUUCCCGCGGCUCCUGCCACAGCCACGAGACCUCCUGCCAUGAGUCCCGCUCCUCCUGCCACGACUCGGGGGCCUCGUGCCACUACACCAUCCAGAGGCAGCCUGUGCAGAAGUUCAGCUACGUGAUGCCCUGCUGCCCCCCGGUGCAGCCCUGCUGCCCCCCUGUGCAGCGUUACUGCCCCCCAGUGCAGCCCUGCUGCCCCCCAAUGCAGCGCUACUGCCCCCCAGUCUGCCCCCAGGUCACCAAGAACAUCUGCAAGCUGCCAUCGUGCUACCCCAAGUACUGAGGGCACACUGGAUGGCUCCUGCCUUGGAUGUUCUCCAUGCCUGAAGCUUCAAUCAACGGUUCUUUAUUCCUAUUUUUAAUUUGAUCCUCGAAUUCUUCAUCUGUGAUUAGAAUUGGGUUCCUGGUUUUGCUCUAAUUUGGUUUAAUUUGCUCGGCAUGCAAGACCCAGCUCAGGUUGCUUCCCAUGAAGCUGGGAAUGAUUCCUGCUGCUUUUCAUCCCUCUGACAGCCUCCAAAACAAUAAAAAUUGAUUUCCAAAAGUAAAA